CACCAAUCAACGGUUGCCAUAGCAGCGUUUGACGUCAUCGUGCGUGUGGUGCCCCUGCUGCCGGGGCUGGUGAUUGGAGGAAACCCCGUGUCUGCGGAGCGGCUGUAGCCUGUGAGCAGCGAGAUUCAGGGACAGAGUCUCAGCCUCUCCGCCGCCGCCCAGAGCCCGGUGCGCCUCCGUCCGUCUGUCGGCUCCUACUCCGGACACAGAACAUCCAGUCAUGGAUAAAAAUGAGCUGGUACAGAAGGCCAAACUGGCUGAGCAGGCUGAGCGAUAUGAUGACAUGGCAGCUUGCAUGAAGUCUGUGACUGAGCAAGGAGCUGAGUUAUCUAAUGAGGAGAGGAAUCUUCUCUCGGUAGCCUAUAAAAAUGUCGUAGGAGCCCGUAGGUCAUCUUGGAGGGUCGUCUCAAGUAUUGAGCAAAAGACCGAAGGUGCUGAGAAAAAACAGCAGAUGGCUCGAGAAUACAGAGAGAAGAUUGAGACCGAGCUAAGAGAUAUCUGCAAUGAUGUACUGUCUCUUUUGGAAAAGUUCUUGAUCCCUAAUGCUUCACAAGCAGAGAGCAAAGUCUUCUAUUUGAAAAUGAAAGGAGACUACUACCGUUACCUGGCUGAGGUCGCUGCUGGUGAUGACAAGAAGGGGAUUGUGGAUCAGUCACAACAAGCAUACCAAGAAGCUUUUGAAAUCAGCAAAAAGGAAAUGCAACCAACGCAUCCCAUCAGAUUGGGUCUGGCCCUUAACUUCUCUGUGUUCUAUUACGAGAUUCUGAAUUCCCCAGAGAAAGCCUGCUCUCUUGCAAAGACAGCUUUUGAUGAAGCCAUUGCUGAACUUGAUACGUUAAGUGAAGAAUCCUACAAAGACAGCACGCUAAUAAUGCAGUUACUGAGAGACAACUUGACAUUGUGGACAUCGGACACCCAAGGAGAUGAAGCUGAAGCAGGAGAAGGAGGGGAGAACUAACCGGCCUUCUGAUGUGUGUCUGCCUCAUUCUCAAAUUUACACAGUAGACCAUUUGUCAUCCAUGCUGUCCCACAAAUAGUUUUUUUGUUUACGAUUUAUGACAGGUUUAUGUUACUUCUAUUUGAAUUUCUAUAUUUCCCAUGUGGUUUUUAUGUUUAAUAUUAGGGGAGUAGAGCCAGUUAACAUUAGGGAGUUAUCUGUUUUCAUCUUGAGGUGGCCAAUAUGGGGAUGUGGAAUUUUUAUACAAGUUAUAAAUGUUUGGCAUAGUACUUUUGGUACAUUGUGGCUUCACAAGGGCCAGUGUUAAAACUGCUUCCGUGUCUAAACAAAACUGCCUGCACAUUGGUUUGUCCUGGUGGGGAAUAAAAGGGAGAAUUGUUCCAGUCACAGGUGUAGUUAUUGUGGGUACUUUAAGGUUUGGAGCACUUAGACGGCUGUGGGAGAAACUGGUAGCCCAAGGCUAUUCCGUGGCGAGCCGUGUGGACGUGCACACCUUGGGCUGCAGCUGCAGGGCGUGUUCCUUUAGACAAGGUCGGGACCCCAGUCACUCUGGAUAAGGGCAGAAACGGUUCACAUUCCAUUAUUUGUAAAGUUACCUGCUGUUUGCUUUCAUUAUUUUUGCUACACUCAUUUUAUUUGUAUUUAAAUGUUUUAGGCAACCUAAGAACAAAUGUAAAAGUAAAGAUGCAGUAAAAAUGAAUCGCUUGAUAUCCAUUAUUUCAUGUGUAUCAAGCACAGCAGUAAAACAAAACCCAUGUAUUUAACUUUUUUAGAUUUUUUUUUUUUUUUGCUUUUGUGAUUUUUUUUUUUUUUUUUUUUUGAUACUUGCCUAACAUGCAUGUGCUGUAAAAAUAGUUAACAGGGAAAUAACUUGAGAUGACGGCUAGCUUUGUUUAAUGUCUUAGGAAAUUUUCAUGAACAAUCCAAGCAUAAUUGUUAAGAACACGUGUAUUAAAUUCAUGUAAGUGGAAUAAAAGUUUUAUGAAUGGACUUUUCAACUACUUUCUCUACAGCUUUUCAUGUAAAUUAGUCUUUUGGUUCUGAAACUUCGCUAAAAGAAAUUGUACAUUUUUGGAAAUUUAUUCCUUAUUCCCUCUUGGCAGCUAAUGGGCUUUUACCAAGUUUGAAAUGCAGAGUUUAUCAUAGUAGCAAAAGUACAACUAAAAUGACUACCAUUCCCAACUAAUAUUCCCCUCUCCUCUCCCACCCCCCCCCACCCCACCCCCCCCCCCGAGAAAAGGAAACAAAAUUCCCUAGGGGUAGCGGGGGAGGUUAAUUGGAAAAAAGAGAUGUGUCCCAUUAAGAUUUUGGUGUGUGGCAUUUUCUGACUUAGGCAGCCACGAUGCUCUUGGCACAUCAUGGCAUUGGGUAGCAUUAACUGUGAGUUUUGUGCUUCCAAAUGACUUUUGGUUUUUAAGAAUUUCUUGUUACUCUUAAAGCUUGCCUUGAUUUUGAUCCUCUAAUUCUUUCAGUGUGUCAGGUGCACAAGAGCACCUUCCUUUGUAAGCCUUCUGUCUCGUCGCCAGCCAUUCCUGCUUCGUGGCCGUGCACGUGGAGAAGGCCGCAUGAGCUUCCUGGCUCCACACUCUCUCAGAUCCCACACUCUCCCCUCAGCCUCUGGGCUGCAGCCAGUCUCUCCUCGGUGGAUGCGAUUGUGUUUAUCUCCCUGUAACUCGACCUAUCCUGAAUGGUCUGUCAUUGUCUGCCUUUAAAAUCUCUCCUCUUCUCUCUUCUCUAAUAACCAUGGGGCUGAGUUAUACCCAAAGCUCACCCUGUCAAAUAUUUCCUCAGUACUUUGCAGAAAACACCAAACAAAAAUGCCAUUUUAAAAGAGGUGUAUUUUUUUUUUUUCUUUUAGAAUGUAAGCUCCUCCAGAGCAGGGACAAUGUUUUCUGUAUGUUCUAUUGUGCCUAGUACACUGUAAAUGCUCAAUAAAUAUUGAUGAUGGGAGGCAGUGAGUGUUGAUGCUAAGGGUAAGAAACUGAAAUCCCAAACACUGUUUUGUUGCUUGUUUUAUUUUGACCUCAUUAAAUUGGGAAAUACCGGCCCUUUUGGAUAAUUGUCCCAAAUAUUACAUCAAAUAAAAGUGCAAUGGAG
Lepus europaeus (European hare) is the source of this 3055-nucleotide messenger RNA. It is a transcript of the gene YWHAZ, whose product is annotated as tyrosine 3-monooxygenase/tryptophan 5-monooxygenase activation protein zeta. The transcript has 6 exons. NCBI's taxonomy places the organism in Eukaryota, Metazoa, Chordata, Mammalia, Lagomorpha, Leporidae. The coding region runs from base 221 to 958 and encodes 245 amino acids. Gene Ontology annotation, cellular component: cytoplasm. Gene Ontology annotation, biological process: signal transduction. The record is from RefSeq and is a predicted model, not a curated record.